Messenger RNA from Caenorhabditis sp. 36 PRJEB53466, 2535 nucleotides. NCBI's taxonomy places the organism in Eukaryota, Metazoa, Nematoda, Chromadorea, Rhabditida, Rhabditidae. The record is from the annotation of a GenBank genome assembly.
AUGCACUCGUUCUCACUCCGAUUCGCUCUUCUCGCCGUGAUCGCCUGCGCAGCAGUCCUGGCCGGUAAGCUCCAAAAAUUCCGAUAAUAUCAAACCUAUAAUAUCCGACUGAAAAUGUUUUGUCUCGAAAAAGUGAUGCCAUAAUAGCCGCCUUGUGCUCUCUGACAUUCAAAUGUUUUCGGGUUUGACACGUGUCCUCGAAAAUGUCGUCCUCACCUUUUUUCUGAGUUUUUGAGUAGGUGUGGACGGCACUGAAAACAAAAGGAUUCUUGGCUUUGUUUAGUGAAAAAGGGGUGACGUGGCAAACGAGGUUGUAGUGGUAGUUGAACGGGUGGAGGUCAAGAGGUAAGGAUCAACUUAUCGUGACGUGGCAAAGAAGGUUGUAGUGGUAGUUGGCUGCCAACUUUGUGAAAAUGUUCAAUGACGUGACAACAUGUGCUUUCAUCAACUGACAAACGACAUCACUUUGUGAGCAAUGACGUCACGCACCCAUCUACAGUAAUCCAUCGCUCUCUCCCUUACCAGUACUUCUUCUUCUUCUUGUUCUUGUCACUUUUGAUCCACAACUCCAUCUUCUUCUUCUUCUUCUUCUUCUUCUCCUCCCCUUUUCGCCCAUUCAAAUUCCCUUUGUCAUGUAGUAGUAAUUCCUCGUCGCCCAUUUGUCAUUUUUUCGCGAAUUGCGGCCGUUGGCACCGCGAUGGGAGCAUAAAUUUUGCGCGGAAUUUCAAAUUUUCGAGCGAGAGAGCACACUGGCUUUUGUGUUCACGGAUCACUGCGUUUCCCGAAAAACGGUGACUCGGAAUGUGGUCCCACCGGGAUGGGCAGGGUACUUGGAACCGACUACAGUAAUCCUAGCCGAACAGAGAGGCCCUUGAGUUGAACCGAAUGAACUUUCCAUCAAGUUUACUCGAACCACUAUGAUUUAUCACCCCUCAAAUUGACGAAAACUCUGGAUUACUGUAGUUUGUGCCACGCCAAACCCACACCUACAUUUCCGAUCAGAAACGGAAGCCAGAGAAGACACAACAUCUAAAAAUAUCCGAAUUUUCUGAAAUCUACGGCUUCUCCUGCUUUUUCCGCUUGCAAGUCUUCCCGUUUAGUCCCUUCCAGACGCCCGUUGGUCCCCAAAGACCGGCGACAGAUUUGAGAGGGUUGUGUUUGAAAAUGAGAUGAAAUGGAAAUGGAAAAAGUUUGGAGACCAAGUAAUUGGGGGCCCAACUUGAGCACUCGUCGAUUAGUUUUUCGUAUAAUUUCGAGCACACAUGGGUCCCCUCUGUGUGUGCUCAGCGAGCUUUAAAGUUUCACAGAUGAGAGCAGGAGGAGCGGCGGAAAAUGAGGGAACUUGCACGUUUACCCUGAUUUCCAAGAGCUACACUGCCUUUAGGAGCAGUCGCACAAACAAGUUGUCAACUACAAAAAUGAAGCUCACACCUAGUACUCUACUUUUUCAGUUGACCCCUUUUUUGUACAAUCACUCCUACAAAUACUGCAGGUCUUGGAAGUCAGAGUAAAAUUGAAGAGCGCACUUCAUUACAGCUCUAACUUCCAAGAGCUACAGUACUCCAGCGAGUGGUCCUGUGAAAAAGUUGUCAAUUGGAAAAGUGGAAAACUAGGUCUGAAGAUUAUGCAAAAAUUUUUUUGGAGCAUUCGAACAUCAUCGAAACCCAAGACAUCCAGUCAAAGUUGACCAAAGUUCGUGUAGCCUUCGUUUCAUAGAAAUAGAAAAGUGCAGUCCUUUUCUCGGCGUUGUUCAGGUCGAAAAUAAGACUGAAAAGGUAUUAUUCCAAACGAGUCGAAUGACAAGACGAAAAAGUGUGUUGCACUCGACCAUUUUCCCAUGAAUUUCACCGAAUAAUUCAUUGCAAAAUGAGACGGAAGUGGGUCGUAGGUGGGAUUUUCGCAGCAUUCCUCAAAUGCACAUUCGUCACUUUUUCAAGAGAAAAAAUGAUGGGGUGGAUGUUUGGAUUCGAAUGAUCACUUUGCAGACUACGAUGACGCGGUGUAUCCAGUCGGCGCCGUUCCGGUCUCCGUUGAUCUUGACUACUUCUCCAACUGUAAGCUCAUCGAGGAUUACUGUAGUUCGGAGUAGUUGUACAAAAAAGUGGUCAACUACAAUUUUGAAGAACUAGUUUUGAACUGUAUUUUUGUAGUUGAUCACUUUUUUGUACGACUACUCUCUGGGAUACUGUAGCUCUUGAAAGUUAGAGCUCUUGCAGUAGACCUCCACUUAAUCUGAAGUUCAGAGAGCUACAGUAGGCUUGGGAAAGGUUGUUGACAAAAGUUGUCAACUACAAAAAUGUAGUACUAAUUGUGAACUUUAUUUUUCUAGUUGACAACUUUUUUGUACGACCACUUCCUGGAGUACUGUAGCAGCUCGAGCCAAAGUGCACUUUUUCAGACGCGAAAAAGGGCGGUCCGCAAGGUCCGCUUCGUUUCGGAAAGAGACGUGGUCCCUCUGGCCCGCUGCGCUUCGGAAAACGGUCGUCGUUGCACGCGGUCCCGGCGGCGGAAGACGUGCAAGCGUGGUACCAGUAG